CACUGGGGGUGUCAGUGCAACGACCCCCAAUAUACAUUCAACAUACCUAAAUUAUGAAGGCUGUAUAUACACAAGUCCAAAUGACCUGAGUUAUCGACGCUCCGGAGACUGUACGGAAACGAGGAAGUUCGUAUGUGAAGUAGACUCUGCCUCGUGUCCUUCGGGUAAUUACUGGAUCUUGUACAACAACCAUUGUUACGCUGAUUCCAAUAACAAUGGAGUCGCAAAUGAAAAGACCUUCCAGGACGCCCAGGACUAUUGUGCUACGGACGGAGGACACCUCGUCACGUUUUCCGACUCCAACGAAGAAGAUUAUUUCGAAAGUAUCAUCUCAUGCUCUUUUUCGGAGUGUGACCGUUGGAUCGGUCAACAAUACGUUAACGCCACAGCAGACGAUUUUGCGUGGCUUGACGAUACGACGAUGGCUUGGAGUUCUUGGGGUUCGUUGCAACCUAAUCAUACCGGCUACUCAGACGGCUGUGUCUCCGUGGAUAUGAACGGGGAUUGGUUUACGUGGACAUGCUCAGAGUCGAUGGCAUAUGCCUGUCAGAAACAACCAGAGGCUGUAACUACAUGCACAGAUGGACCAACAACCGAAGUUGUAACUACAGAUGGACUGACAACCGAGACUGUAACUACAGAUGGACCUACAACCGAGGCUGUAACUACAGAUGGACCAACAACCGAGACUGUAACCCCAGAUGGACCAACAACCGAGACUGUAACUACAGAUGGACCAACAACCGCGGCUGUAACUACAGAUGGACCAACAACCGAGACUGUAACUACAGAUGGACCAACAACCGCGGCUGUAACUACAGGUGGACCAACAACUGAGGCUGUUACUACAGAUGGACCAACGGCCGAGGCUGUAAUUACAGUUGGGCCAACAGCUGCCUCUGUUACAACAUAUGAAUCGACAGCGGUCGACUUCUCAUACAGCUCAAAUCGUGCCAAAGGCCACCGUCUAGAAGGCCACAUAGUGGAAGCUGUAUACAUACAGAGAAAACUCCAAUGCGCCAAUGCAUGUCUCAACAAUGUUUCGUGUGUGGGCUACAACUUCGCCAAGCCUAAGGAUGUAACCGGGGCAAACUGUGAGCUUUUGGACACUACGAUAGAUGACGCAAGUGGAGCUGAUUUGAUUGAAAGCUCAGAAUGGAGCAGCUAUCAAGUUACACACAAGGCGAUGUCUACUUUAGGCCAGUGA
Molecule: messenger RNA, 1207 nt
Organism: Owenia fusiformis
Lineage: Eukaryota; Metazoa; Annelida; Polychaeta; Sabellida; Oweniidae
Source: the annotation of a GenBank genome assembly